UUCCAUUUUUGAAAUGCUCUGUGCUCCCAAGAGUAUCCCCAGGAGCUCCAUUCAGUGCUUCUCGACCUUGGCGACUGUUAAGGUCUGAGAGUUCCUUCUCCUGGGCAAGAGACUAGCCAUUUGUGAGCAGCAUACCUGAACCUAUAUUUUUGUAAGGACUAGAAACGAAGAAGACAUCCACCUGGCACCAUGUCAGCAAGACAGGCAGGUUCCCAGGUUAAGAAUUUUGAAGCUUGGGAUUAUGUUGUAUUUGCAGCUCUUUUUAUCAUUUCUUCAGGAAUCGGAGUAUUCUUUGCUAUAAAAGAAAGGAAGAAGGUGACUUCUAGAGAGUUUUUAGUGGGGGGCAAGCAAAUGAGCUGUGGUCCAGUGGCUUUAUCCUUGACUGCUAGCUUCAUGUCAGCAGUCACUGUUCUGGGAGCUCCGGCAGAGGUCUAUCGUUUUGGGGCAUCCUUCCUGCUUUUCUUCAUAGCAUAUACAUUUGUCAUCAUCUUUACCUCUGAGCUCUUUCUGCCAGUUUUCUACAGGUCUGGGAUUACCAGCACUUAUGAGUAUUUACAGUUAAGAUUUAACAAGGUGGUCCGGUAUGCUGCCACACUAAUCUACAUAGUGCAGACGAUUCUCUAUACCGGAGUGGUGAUUUAUGCUCCUGCUUUGGCACUCAACCAAGUGACUGGCUUUCAUCUCUGGGGAUCUGUCUUUGCUACAGGAAUUGUCUGCACCUUCUACUGUACUCUGGGAGGAUUAAAAGCAGUCGUGUGGACAGAUGCAUUUCAAAUGGUCGUCAUGGUGGUAGGGUUCUUGACGGUUCUUAUACAAGGAACAGCACGUGCUGGUGGAUUACAGAAUGUAUUAGAUCAAUCAAAAAAUGGGUCUCGACUUGAAAUACUUGACUUUGAUGUGGAUCCCUUGAGAAGGCAUACCUUCUGGACAGUUGCUGUCGGAGGAACUUUUACAUGGCUCGGCAUCUAUGGUGUUAAUCAAUCCACGAUACAGAGAUGCAUCUCAUGCAAAACAGAAAAACAUGCUAAGAUUGCUCUCUAUCUUAACUUAGUUGGUCUCUGGAUAAUUCUGGCCUGUGCAGUCUUCUCAGGACUGAUCAUGUAUGCUCACUUCAGGGACUGUGACCCCUGGACAGCUGGUAUCAUCUCAGCACCAGAUCAGCUGAUGCCGUACUUUGUAAUGGACAUAUUUGCCUCAAUGCCGGGACUUCCAGGACUGUUCGUUGCAUGUGCCUUCAGUGGGACUCUGAGCACAGUGGCCGCCAGCAUCAAUGCCUUAGCAACAGUGACUUUUGAGGAUUUUGUCAAGAGCGGCUUUCCCAAUCUUUCGGACAAGCUGAGCACCUGGAUCAGUAAAGGCUUAUGCUUGUUAUUUGGAGUUCUCUGUACCUCCAUGGCAGUUGCUGCAUCCUUCAUGGGAGGUGUUGUUCAGGCUGCCCUGAGCAUCCAUGGCAUGUGUGGGGGACCCAUGCUCGGCCUAUUCACUUUGGGAAUUGUAUUGCCUUUUGUCAACUGGAAGGGUGCAAUAGGUGGCCUCCUGACUGGAAUCAUCCUGGCUUUCUGGGUGGCCAUUGGGGGAUUUGUGUACCCAGCUCCAGCAAUCAAGACCCGUCCCUUGAUUUUAUCAACAGAACAAUGUGUCCAACUGAAUAUGACAGAAGCAUUACUCACAUCGGCUCCUCCAGUGAUUGUUAACAGACCAGUCCUGGCUGAAACUUGGUACUCGCUCUCCUAUCUUUACUACAGUGCUGUGGGGUGCUUGGGAUGCAUCCUUGCUGGUUCCCUUAUCAGCUUCCUAACAGGUCCAGAGAAAGGCAAAAAUAUUGAGCCACGAUUGAUUCGACCAGUUGGAAAUCUGUUUUGCUUUUGGUCUAAGAAAUACAAGACAUUAUGCUGGUGUGGAGUUCAACAUGACAGUGAGACAAUUCUUGACAAUCUUGAAAAUGACACUUCCUGGAAACAAGGAACUGAAUCUGCCCUGCAGAAUGGACUUAAAGACAACCAGGACCAUAUUCCUGGCUAUAAUCCGGAUGAGAAAAGUUACACCAAUCUGGCUGCUGAGAAAGUCACCCAUUUUUAGGGACUAAAGUCUGCUUCUUGUCCCAA
Messenger RNA from Antechinus flavipes (yellow-footed antechinus), 2105 nucleotides. It is a transcript of the gene SLC5A12, whose product is annotated as solute carrier family 5 member 12. The transcript has 15 exons. The record is from RefSeq and is a predicted model, not a curated record. NCBI's taxonomy places the organism in Eukaryota, Metazoa, Chordata, Mammalia, Dasyuromorphia, Dasyuridae. Gene Ontology annotation, cellular component: membrane. Gene Ontology annotation, molecular function: symporter activity; lactate transmembrane transporter activity. Gene Ontology annotation, biological process: sodium ion transport; transmembrane transport. Bases 190 to 2079 code for a protein of 629 amino acids.